Messenger RNA from Annulohypoxylon maeteangense, 801 nucleotides. RefSeq names its product acyl-CoA N-acyltransferase. Gene Ontology annotation, biological process: N-terminal peptidyl-glutamic acid acetylation. Gene Ontology annotation, molecular function: protein-N-terminal-glutamate acetyltransferase activity; protein N-terminal-serine acetyltransferase activity. Gene Ontology annotation, cellular component: NatA complex. The record is from RefSeq and is a predicted model, not a curated record. Bases 110 to 784 code for a protein of 224 amino acids. The transcript has 2 exons. Lineage: Eukaryota; Fungi; Ascomycota; Sordariomycetes; Xylariales; Hypoxylaceae.
CUCGAGCUUCAAUGUUGAAUUAAACAAACUAGCUACGUUUUCCCACCUAGGAAGAGGAUAACAAAGAAUCUACUCCAAAGAAUAGAUUAGACCGAGGCACAUAUUCACCAUGGAUAUCCGACGCUUAGAACCGUCAGAUAUCCCGCUAAUCCAACAUGCCAACCUCGAGAACUUACCGGAGAACUACUUUAUGAAAUAUUACUUAUACCAUGCUUUAUCAUGGCCUCAACUAAGCUACGUUGCCGUUGACGUAUCUCGACCUAAGAAGACACCUUAUGACUACCCCAAGAUCGUCGGCUAUGUCUUGGCAAAGAUGGAAGAGGAACCCUCCGACGGUGUUCAGCACGGCCACAUCACCUCUCUCUCAGUCAUGCGCACUCACCGUCGCCUGGGUAUUGCCGAGAAGCUGAUGCGACAAAGUCAACUCGCCAUGGUCGAAACGUUCGGUGCCCAAUACGUCAGCCUCCACGUCCGCGUUUCCAACAAAGCCGCUAUCCACCUCUACACCAAAACUCUCGGAUUCGACCAGGAGAAGACCGAGUCCAAGUACUAUGCCGACGGUGAGGAUGCCCAUUGCAUGCGACUAGACCUUUCUAGCAUCCGCGAGCAAAUCCGCGAGUCCCAGCUCGACGACGAAGGAGAAGCCCAGGAUGAGGGCGAGCCCGUCGGAGACGCAGGAAAGGCCGACGACAAGAAACCGAAGGAGACUAAACGCAAAGUCAAGGUCGGCCGUGCGUUAGGCGUCCAAGCCCUAGUCGAGAAGGACGAGAGUAAGCAUUCUUAGGGAGUUUGCGAGAGGGA